Messenger RNA from Coregonus sp. 'balchen', 19353 nucleotides. The record is from the annotation of a GenBank genome assembly. Lineage: Eukaryota; Metazoa; Chordata; Actinopteri; Salmoniformes; Salmonidae.
UUUUCUUCGCAGUGAGGGAUGAAACGCUCUGUCAUCUCACAUUUUUACUGCAGCAGCCGCGUGAACAGACCAAUGGAGCUAUGACGUGUGUGUCGGUGAGUCUCAUUUAUCACCAUGUUCUAGUGUGUGUGCGUGUGAGGGGGGGGGGGGGGGGGGGGGGGGUGUACUGUAGGCUACAGCAAACUCAUUACUAUUCAUCUGAUGUUGCGCUUCACAGUGAAAUUGUGAAAAUAUAUAUAUAUUAUAGAUAUAUAGCUGAAUAUCAGAUGGAUAAGAGGUUGAUUUUCUUUAGACAUGUCCUGAGUCAAAACGUCAUGAUCUAAGCAGCACAACCGGUGUCAUGGCCCCUGUAGCACCUGGGGGGUGUCACUGCAGCGAAUGAAGAGGAAUGGGCUCUGAUUAAAAUAUUCAGCCAUAUGCAGCUGAUACAGGGCCAGAUAUAGGAUACCUGAUGUUGCAGCUGCAGUAGGCUACCAGUCACAGCCAAGAGAUACAUUUAAAUGUUACAUAUUCAUCUCUUUCUCUCUCUCUCUCUAAAAUAGAUUCAAUUCAAAUGACCUUUAUUGGCACGAAUGGGCACGAUCAAUACAAUAUCAAUGCUAUAGCAACAACUAGUUGUGCGGACAUGUUUUACAUGCAUACUAAUUUCCCCGAAAGUGCAGUGGGGUUCUGAAAUUUAGAAACAAAGGACUGAUAUUUAACAAAAAUUACAAUAAGGAAAUUACAUUAAUAACAAUUGCAAUAACUAUCACAUACUGUACUGCCAGCCCCAAGACUGUUGGCAUGUUGAUUUUGAAUGUAUGCACAAAAGAUUAUUCACCUGAAAUAAUAAUAUAUAUUAUUACACUGAAGUUAAGUGGUAACUGGGCAAAAUAAUUCCUUAAUGGUGAGUAACUAUAACUUGUUACCAUGCUAUUGCAAUGUUAUUACCACUUUACCCUGUGCUGUAACCAGUGGCGAUUUAAGCAUGUAAAUCUUGGUGGGGCAAACUCAACAUUUUUUUUUAGAUGCAUGCCAGCAAAGCCACUACACAACACAACACUAAACAAUACAUGAAUUGCACUAUAACGGUGACAAACGGUGCCCACAAACUGUUAGGGCCUACAGAAAGCUGUCCCAACAGCAGAGUUUUCUUUUCAGCACCAUGGAGUGAAUCCUUACCACCGCUACACCUGGCUAUCAGCGGAGCCUAGUCUGUCAGCGAAACAGUUAAUUCAGCCUCAUUUACUGCCUUUUUAAAAAACAGAGCUGAUAUGGCUGACUUGCUUAAACAAAUGUGGUUUCUACUGUCAAUUGAGAUGUAUAAACUAUGGCAUAAGGGAACGAUGAGCGGAUAAGAGGCAAUCUGUAAUUUCGAUUAAGACAUUUAAUGAGCGAGCUAAGACAGACGCAGUCAAUACAACUAUUUGUUCAGCGCUUUUGAAAUGUACAUCGACAGAAUUCAGAACAUGGGCCAUUCUUAGGGCCAUUCUUACAGUAUUCUCCCUGUACACCAAGUCAGAACCGUAGGAUAAAUAAAGGGGGCAUAUAAGCAGACAAUGAAAGCUCUUACAAUAUUCGAUGAUUACAUUUCUCUAAAACAGGCUAUAGGCUACAUGUGCACCACCAAGUCAGAACAGUAGGCUAAAUUCUGAGGGGGAAAGGGACCAAAUUAUUAGGGUGAGGCACAUGGGCUACUAACAGCUUACUACACAACAUACACUUAGUAUUACUUUCUUAGCUACAGUAUACAUAUCUCCCUGGCAUAUUACAUAAUUUAUGCAGCAGCAUACAAUACAUUUUUGGAAUCACCGUUGUGCUGUUCUCACUUGAACAGGAAGGUGGUGCGGAAGUCCUUCUUCUGGGCAAAUUUUGUCAUGAAACUUUGUCAUCAAAGUCUGGCAUUCUCUAGAUUUAUGGUGCUUUCAAGACAACUGAGAACUCGGAAAAAAACAAGGUUGAAUCAUGACGUCAGUGAUCUUCAGGUCGGAGCUCUAGAAAGAGGCCCGAGUUCCCGACUUGGAAUUUCAAGUUGGAUGACCACUCAAAACGUAUUUUCCAAGUCGGAGAUCGUUUUUUUCAGAGUUCCCAGUUGUCUUGAACUCACUGAAGUCUGAGAUUUCAGAGUUUCCAGUUGUUUUGAACGAGGCAGAAGUCAUGCUGGAUUGACAGCAUGGCCAAUGUAUUCAACCUUUUCUGGCCCAUGGUGUUGCGCGUUAAUGUUUAUCCUUUUAAGCUUGGAAAAGAGACCCUUAAACCCAGACUUGGAUCACACCCCUCUCCACCGAAUAGCAGGGGAAGCAAAAUAGUGAUUGCUUUGCAGCGAUUUCAGUUAGCCACUGAUUCCCUCCAAACCACUAAUUGUUGAAUUUGCAAUUUUCCAACUUGUUGUGUAAUGUUUUUGUCCAAUGCAAUGGCCGAUGAGCACCGAUUCGUUUGAUCUAUAAUUUAUCUUCAUAUGACAAGGAUUGAAAAGGAUUUGCCAGUAGAUUGUCGACGUGAUUCAUGAUGAUGACUGCUUGUCUAGCUUGCUAGCUAAGAUUUUGAAAGUAUGAUGUUGACAUGAUCAGUCCAAUCAAAGCUACGGUAGAUAUAACGUGAUUUGACGUCAUUUUAUCUGUGGCCAAUGACCUUGACCCUUCUUGGAUGGGCACUUCAAAUGUAAAUCUAUGGCAGUACCCAAGGGGGCUUGAACUUUCUAGCUCUCCCUGUAGAUUUUGUGGUGACGUAGUGUCCCCAUGAGUGACAGAACACUGAGCCAAUCACGGCACAACUAGAGAAGAUGACCAACCCCUAUGCUCUGUAUUUUCCGCUAGCUGCCCCUCCACCACAGAAAGCACUGAGCUAGGCUGAAGCACCUUUAUGUUUGUAUGCGGCUUUAUUAACUCAAUAUAUGUUUUUUGUUUUGUUUUUUUACAUUGUUUGCAAACUGAUAUGUGACACGUAUUAAUGCCAAAAUAACAGGCAAAACAGGCAACAACAAAACAGGUGGGGCUCAAAACAGGUGGCUCUGUCCCACCUGCCCUGAAUAACGGGUCGCCACUGGCUGUAAUAUAAAAUUAUACCAAGAUUACUCUCAGUUUCUCUGUAGUUGGAGAAUGGGAGGAGAUAAUGUCUCUCAGUUUCUACCACUCUGCACCCUGAGAGGUUGCAGCCUGUUCUCUCUGGCCAGUCAUGUUGUUUUAAUGGGGUCUUCAUGUCUAUACUUUAAGUCUGCCUUUAUUUGUGGUAUUGUACUCUGUCAGACUAGGCUGUGUCAAAACUUGCAUGCUCUUUUUUUUCAACUGUCAGUAGAAGAGGGAAUUUGCCCAGUUCAGCCCGCAUGCUUGGAGGAGAACCAUUGUACAUGCAGUAUGUAUAUAUCAUUCAAGCUCUGUCUCAAUCUUUUUCUCUCUGUUUGUCUCUCUGUCUCUCUCUCUCCCUCCCUCCAGGCAGAACAGUGUGACUGUACGAAGAGAACCGGGAGGUGACUGGCUGACCCAGGGAGGAGAGAGACAUAUUCUGAGACAAACACACACAGAAAACUGAGCAGGGCUGUGUAGAGUGUGUGUUAGACUCUCAGACGGAGUCCUGACCUUAACCCAACGCCGACGCUCCCACGUCCCUCCAACAUGUCUCCCCCGUCUACCCCCACCCCGCUCCCCUCUCUGCCCUCCUCUCUACUGUGUGUCCUCUCCAUGCUCCUGUCCCUGUUCAGACUGAGGGGCAUCCUCCCCCCUCUCCUCUCACUUGUACUGUCCCUCCCCCCUGCUGCUAGCCAGUCACUCAUCACCACGUCCCAGGGCAGACUGAGGGGUCAGUUGACCCCCCUGCCUUCUGACCUGCUGGGCCCUGUUGUCCAGUACCUGGGGGUCCCCUAUGCCCGCCCCCCCACCGGAGAGAGACGCUUCCAGCCCCCCGAGCCCCCCCUGUCCUGGCCAGGGGUGAGGAACGCCACCCAGUUCUCCCCAGUCUGCCCCCAGCCUGUAGAGGAACACAGCCUGCUGACAGAGAUGUUACCUCUCUGGUACUCUGCCAAUCUGGACAUAGCCAGCACAUACCUGGCACAGCAGAGUGAAGACUGCCUCUACCUCAAUAUAUACGUCCCCACUGAGGAAGGUAUGUAGUAUGUACAGUACACACACACACACACACAAAUCAUCUAUCUCUACAUAUUUAUGCAUGCACCCACAUAUGUUUCUUUGCAUACUACAAGAGCUGUUGAACACUCAGAAAAUCUGGCUUGUGUGUGUGAUUCCAGACAUCCAUGAUGAAGGCGGUCUGCGGCCAGUGAUGGUGUAUGUCCAUGGAGGUUCUUACUCAGAGGGGAGCGGCAACAUGAUGGACGGCAGUGUCCUCGCUAGCUAUGGAAACGUCAUCGUCAUCACAAUCAACUACAGGCUGGGAGUACUGGGUUAGUCAACUUCAUCAUCAUCAUCAGCGUCGUUGUCAUCAUCAUCAUCAUUAUCAUCAUCACCUUCAUCUUCAUCUUUACCAUCAUCAUCAUGAGAUUCCGCCUAAUCACCUUUCUGGCUUACUCUGGUUGAAAUGUCACUGGUCUGUGUUGCCACUGAGAAGCUAGCAGCCUGUAUAUAGCCAGAUUAAUCUGUGUGUGUGAGAGAGAGAGAGAGAGAGAGAGAGAGAGGGGAGAGGUGGGGGUGAGAGAGAGAGAGAGAGAGAGAGUGUGUACGCCUGGUUAGAGGGGAGCCAACAGCUUUGUGUUUAUGGCUCACAGUAGGUGGAGUUCAAUUAAGCUUUAUGAGAGGAGAGAGAAAGAGAGAGAGAGAGAGAGAAGAGAGGUGGGGGUGAGAGAGAGGAGAGGAGAGAGAGGAGAGGUGGGGUGAGAGAGAGAGAGAGAGAAGAGAGGUGGGGUGAGAGAGAGAGAGAGAGAGAGAGAAGAGAGGUGGGUGUGAGAGAGAGAGAGAGGAGAGGUGGGGUGAGAGAGUAAAGGAAAGGAGCGAUAGUAACUGGUGUCCGCUAACCAACCAAGAAUCCACAAAAUGGGACAAACACCAAAUUGAGACUCUACAUGCAUGUUCAAUUUUACAACCACCUAAAAGGAAGCGAUUCCCAAAACUUCCAUAACAACGCCAUCACCUACAGAGUAAUUAACCUAGAGAAGAGUCCCCUAAGCAAGCUGGCCCUGGGGCUCUGUUCACAAACACAAACAGACCCCACAGAGCCCCAGGACAUCAACGCAAUUAGACCCAACCAAAUCAUGAGAAAACCAAAAGAUAAUUACUUGACACAUUGGAAAGAAUUAACCAACAAACAGAGCAAACUGCAAUGCUAUUUGGCCAUAAAUAGAGAGUACACAGUGGCAGAAUACCUGACCACUGUGACUGACCCAAAAUUAAGGAAAGCUUUGACUAUGUAAAGAUUCAGUAAGCAUAGCCUUGCUAUUGAGAGAGGCCGCCGUAGGCAGACCUGGCUCUCAAGAGAAGACAGGCUAUGUGCACACUGCCCACACAAUGAGGUGGAAACUGAGCUGCACUUCCUAACCUCCUGCCAAAUGUAUGACCAUAUUAGAGACACAUAUUUCCCUCAGAUUACACAGAACCACAAAGAAUUCGAAAACAAAUUCAAUUUUGAUAAAAAAACUCCCAUAUCUAUUGGGUGAAAUACCACAGUGUGCCAUCACAGCAGCAAUAUUUGUGACCUGUUGCCACAAGAAAAGGGCAACCAGUGAAGAACAAACACUAUUGUAAAUACAACCCAUAUUUAUGUUUAUUUAUUUUUCCUUUUGUACAACACUGUACAUAUCCAUAAUAUAUGACAUUUGAAAUGUCUCUAUUCCUUUGAAACUUUUGUUAGUGUAAUGUUUACUGUUCAUUUUUGAUUGUUUAUUUCACUUUUUUUGUUAUCUAUUUCACUUGCUUUGGCAAUGUAAACAUAUGUUUCCCAUGCCAAUAAAGCUCUUUUAAUUUAAUUGAAUUGAGAGAAGAGAGGCAGGGUGUGAGGUAGGAGGGGGAGGGAAUAAGAGAGAGGGUAAGAGAUGGGGAGGGGAGGGAAGAGAGAGAGAGAGGAUAAGAGAGUGGGAGAGGAGGUGAUCCAGGGAAAGAGGUAGUGAGGGAAGGGUCAAGAGGAAAAGGAGGAGGAAAGCAAGAGGGGAGAAGGAGAGGAGGUCUAAGUGAUCUGAUUUAUAAUCAUUGAAGGUCACAUGUAUCUUGUGGCUCAGCCCUCAGUAACACACACUCCAGCUCAUCCUGUUAGUGACACACUCAUGUCUCUAAUGUGGCGUGUGAAUUAGUGACACACUCAUUUUGCGUGUGCAUGUGUUCAGUGACACAUGACUCUUCUGCUGUCCCAGGUCUACCUCAGGUCUGACUGAGGGUGGUGAGCAACGGUCACAUGACAUCAUCAGUCACUGGGUCCUCGGGAUUUGGCUACACUGUCAAACAUGUCUGUCAAUCUGUGUUUAGACAAUACAUUGUAUCUACAGUAUAAGGGUUAGUGCGCAACUGUAGCCACUUACUGGAUUAGGGUUAGGUUUAAACGGCAUACUGUAAUACUUGUUAUUAUUGAUUUAUUAAAAUCAUUAAUGAGAAAUUGAUAAUUAUCUGCCGUAACAACCAAUCCCCAGUGAGCCUACUAGUCCCAGAAUUGUAAGGAAUCAAACCUAGUUUGAAGUGGAGAUCGGCCUUUAGUUCCAAGUCCAUAUUUACAUCCUGCUGUUCAUGUCUUUGAUGAAUUUUUUUUACAUAAGUAUUCAGACCCUUUGCUAUGAGACUCGAAAUUGAGCUCAGGUGCAUCCUGUUUCCAUUGAUCAUCCUUGAGAUGUUUCUACAACUUGAUUGGAUUGGACAUGAUUUGGAAAGGCACACACCUGUCUAUAUAAGGUCCCACAGUUGACAGUGCAUGUCAGAGCAAAAACUGAGCAAUCGGGGGAGAAGGUCCUUGGUCAGGGAGGUGACCAAGAACCCGAUGGUCACUCUGACAGAGCUCCAGAGUUCCUCUGUGGAGAUGGGAGAACCUUCCAGAAGGACAAUCAUCUCUGCAGCACUCCACAAUCAUCGCUUUAUGGUAGAGUGGCCAGAUGGAAGCCACUCCUCAGUAAAAGGCACAUGACAGCACGCUUGGAGUUUGCCAAGUCUCAAGGUUUUGCUCGCCUGAGGUAGAGUAUCUCAUGAUAAGCUGUAGACCACACUAUUUACCAAGAGAGUUUUCAUCUAUAUUUUUCGUAGCUCUCUAUUUACCACCACAAACCGAUGCUGUCACUAAGGCUGCACUCAAUGAGCUGUAUAAGGCCAUAAGCAAACAGGAAAACGCUCAUCCAGAGGCGGCGCUCCUAGUGGCCGGGGACUUUAAUGCAGGGAAACUUAAAUCCGUUUUACCCAAUUUAUACCAGCAUGUUAAAUGUGCAACCAGAGGGAAAAAAAUUCAGGUCAACAUUCACAAGGCAGACAGAUUACGAGGACUUGUACUCCGAGCAUGCGCUGACCAACUUGCAAGUGUCUUCACUGACAUUUUCAACCUCUCCCUGACUGAGUCUGUAAUACCAACAUGUUUCAAGCAGACCACCAUAGUCCCUGUGCCCAAGAACACUAAGGUAACCUGCCUAAAUGACUAUAGACAUGUAGCACUCACGUCUGUAGCCAUUAUCCCAGAAACCCUAGACCCACUCCAAUUUGCAUACCACCCCAACAGAUCCACAGAUGAUGCAAUCUCUAUUGCACUCCACACUGUCCUUUCCCACCUGGACAAAAGGAACACCAACGUGAGAAUGCUAUUCAUUGACAACAGCUCAGCGUUCAACACCAUAGUGCCCUCAAAGCUCAUCACUAAGCUAAGGACCCUGGGACUAAACACCUCCCUCUGCUCUGGCACCCCAAUGGUGGAACAAGCUCCCUCACGACGCCAGGACAGCGGAGUCACUCACCACCUUCCGGAGACAUUUGAAACCCCACCUCUUUAAGGAAUACCUGGGAUAGGAUAAAGUAAUCCUUCUACCCCCCCCCCCCCCCCCCCCCAAAAAAAAUUUUUUAUAAAAAUAAUAAUUGGAAAGUGGUUAUCCCACUGGCUAUAGGGUGAAUGCACCAAUUUGUAAGUCGCUCUGGAUAAGAGCGUCUGCUAAAUGACAUAAAUGUGCCCUUGAGCAAGGCACUUAACCCUAAUUGCUCCUGUAAGUCGCUCUGGAUAAGAGCGUCUGCUAAAUGACUAAAAUGUAAAUGUAAAUGUAACUGGAUCCUGGACUUCCUGACGGGCCGCCCCCAGGUGGUAAGGGUAGGUAACAACACAUCUGCCAUGCUGAUCCUCAACACGGGGGCCCCUCAGGGGUGCUAGCUCAGUCCCCUCCUGUACUCCCUGUUCACCCAUGACUGCAUGGCCAGGCACGACUCCAACACCAUCAUUAAGUUUGCCGACGACACAACAGUGGUAGGCCUGAUCACCGACAACGAUGAGACAGCCUAUAGGGAGGAGGUUAGAGACCUGGCCAUGUGGUGCCAGGAUAACAACCUCUCCCUCAACGUGAUCAGAUUUGGCAUGGGUCCUCAGAUCCUCAAAGGUUUCUACAGAUGCACCAUCGAGAGCAUCCUGACUGGUUGCAUCACUGCCUGGUAUGGCAACUGACUGGUUGCAUCACUGCCUGGUAUGGCAAUCCUGGUUGUGUGGUGCCAGGAUAACAACCUCUCCCUCAACGUGAUCAAGACAAAGGAGAUGAUUGUGGACUACAGGAAAAAGAAGAGGACCGAGCACGCCCCCAUUCUCAUCGACAGGUCUGUAGUGGAGCAGGUUGAGAGCUUCAAGUUCCUUGGUGUCCAUGUCACCAACAAACUAUCAUGGUCCAAACGCACCAAGACAGUCGUGAAGAGGGCAUAACAAAGCCUUUUCCCCCUCAGGAGACUGAAAAGAUUUGGCAUGGGUCCUCAGAUCCUCAAAAGGUUCUACAGAUGCACCAUCGAGAGCAUCCUGACUGGUUGCAUCACUGCCUGGUAUGGCAACUGCUCGGCCUCCGACUGCAAGGCACUACAGAGGGUAGUGCGUACGGCCCAGUACAUAGUCACUUUAACUAUACCUACAUGUACAUAUUACCGCAAUUACCUUGACUAACCGGUGCCCCCGCACAUUGACUCUGUACCGGUAACCCCUGUAUAUAGCUUCGCUACUGUUAUUUUUACUGUUAUUUUACAGCUUUUAUUUUUUACUUAUCUAUUGUUUACUUAACACUUAUUUUAAAACUGCAUUGUUGGUUAGGUCUUGUAAGUAAGCAUUUCACUGUAAGGUCUACACCUGUUGUAUUCGGUGCAAGUGACAAAUCAAAUUUGAUUUGAUUUGAAAAGGCACCUAAAGAACUCUGUCGACCAUGAGAAACACCUCAUGGUGUGGCGCAGUGGUCUAAGGCACUGCAUCGCAGUGAUAACUGUGUCACUAGAGAUCCUGGUUCGAAUCCAGGCUCUGUCGCCCGCGACCGGGAGACUCAUGGGCGGCGCACAAUUGGCCCAGCGUCGUCCAGGGUAGGGGAGGGAAUGGCCGGCAGGGAUGUAGCUCAGUUGAUAGAGCAUGGCGUUUGCAACGCCAGGGUUGUGGGUUCGAUUCCCACGGGGGGCCAGUAUAAAAAAAAUGUAUUCACUAACUGUAAGUUGCUCUGGAUAAGAGCGUCUGCUAAAUGACUAAAAUGUAAAAUGUAAACAAGAUUCUCUGGUCUGAUGAAACCAAGAUUGAACUCUUUGGCCUGAAUGCCAAGUGUCACGUCUGGAGGAAACCAGGCACCGCUCAUCACCUGGCCAAUACCAUCCCUACGGUGAAGCAUGGUGGUGGUAGCAUCAUGCUGUGGGGAUGUUUUUCAACGGCAGGGACUGGGAGACUAGUCAGGAUUGAGGGAAAGACGAACUGAGAAAAGUACAGAGAGAUCCUUGAUGAAAACCUGCUCAGGACCUCAGACUGGGCGAAGGUUCACCUUCCAACAGGACAACGUCCCUAAGCACACAGCCAAGACAACUCAGGAGUGGCUUCAGGACAAGUCACUGAAUGUCCUUGAGUGGUCCAGCCAGAGCCCGGACUUGAACCCGAUCUAACAUCUCUGGAGAGACCUGAAAAUAGCUGUGCAGCGACGCUCCCUAUCCAACCUAACAGAGCUUGAGAGGAUCUGUAGAGAAGAAUGGGAGGAACUCCCGAAAUACAGGAGUGCCAAGCUUGUAGCGUUAUACCCAGGAAGACUAAAGGAUGUAAUCACUGCCAAAGGUGCUGCAACAAAGUACUGAGUAAAGGGUCUGAAUACUUGUGUAAAUGUGAUAUUUCAGUUGUUUAUUUUUUUUAAAAUUUGCUAACAUUUCUAAAAACCUGUUUUUGCUUUGUCAUUAUGGGGCAUUGUGUGUAGAUUGAUGUGGAUUUUUUUUAUUUUUAUAAUAAGGCUGUAACGUAACAAAAUGUGGAACAAGUCAAGGGGUCUGAAUACUUUCCGAAUGCACUGUAUUUCUGUUUGUUGUGUUAUUUUAAACAUUUUACUCUAAUAUCUACUAGACUUUCCUUUGAUAUUGCUGUGUAAUUUAUAUGUGUUACUUCCUUAGGUUUCCUCAGUACGGGUGACCAGGCAGCUAAAGGCAACUAUGGUCUGUUGGACCAGAUCCAGGCUCUGCGCUGGGUGAAGGAGAACAUUGCUGCAUUCAGCGGAGACCCAGACAGAGUCACCGUGUUUGGCUCUGGGGCUGGAGCCUCCUGUGUCAGCCUGCUAACUCUGUCCCACUACUCUGAGGGUAAGUAACCUCUAACCCCUGAACCCUAACUCUUGACCUUUAACUUCUAACUUUCAGCCUGGUCACAGUUCUCAAAGAAUCACCUCCAAUUCCUGACCCAUAACCUCUGACCUCUAACCUCUGUCAGCAUGCUGUGUAUCAGAUCUGUUCCAGAAGGCGAUCAUCCAGAGUGGGACAGCCCUGUCCAGCUGGGCGGUCAACUACCAGCCAGGGAAGUAUGCAAGGCUGCUGGGGGACAAGGUGGGCUGCAGCCUGGAGGACUCAUCAGAGCUGAUCGUCUGCCUGCAGGGGAAGACCUACCAGGAGCUGGUGGAACAGAACAUCACUCCAGCUAAAUACCACACCGCCUUCGGACCUGUCAUCGACGGUGAUGUCAUCCCUGAUGACCCCCAGAUACUCAUGGAGCAGGUGAGAAAAUAUAGAACACUAUGGUAUAUAUAGAUUAUACAUGUAUUACAAGUUAUUCUGAAAAUGUUAGACCUGGACAUAGCACCAUUUCAGCAGCUACGUUUGUCUUAAAUUAUAUAUUAAAUUGCUUAGAUCAUAGGAAUCACUGUGCUGCCACAUGUAUAGAUCUAUCAAAGGCCUUUGAUACUGUCGACCAUCCCCUACUCAUUCAAAGGUUGUCUGAAAUUGGCCUCGACCAGGCGUCUUGCAAGUGGUUUGGGAACUAGCUGUCAGAUAGGACACAAUGUGUGCUUUCUGAUGGUGUCAAGUUUCCUCGAUAUUACUAAAGGUGUCCCGCAGGGGUCGAUUUUGGGACUUGUCCUCUUUACUAUUUAUAUAAAUAAAAUUGGUCUAUCUCCAAAAACCUGUAACAUUCAUCUGUAUGCAGAUGACACUGUUAUGUGUGCGUAAAAAAAAUAAUCAGAUGGCUUACACAUUUAUGCAUUGGAUGGUUCUUUCAUUGAGCAGGUUCCCGACUAUAAAUAUCUGGGCUUUUGGACUGAUAAUAAUUUGACGUUCAAAAAACGAGUUAAGAAGCUGAGAUUUAAAAUAGGCUUAUUUUAUAGAAAUAGAUAAUUCUUCUCCCCGAUCAGCAGGAGGCAGAUUGUACAGUCAACUUUCCUGCCAGAUCUUGACAACGGUGACACCAUUUAUCGGAAUGCAGCAGCCACUACUCUUAAACCUUUGGAUGCCAUCUAUCAUAGCUUUUCGCUUUGUCACAGGUGAUAGUUUUAAUAUGCAUCACUGCAUCCUGUAUUAAAAGGUUGGCUGGUCCUCAUUAAAGUCCUGUAGAUCACUUCAUUACUCCCUUUUUGUCUACAAAGCUCUACUAUACAAGCUCCUGACUUACCUAACUUCGUUGUUAAAGUAUAAAAACAUGAGAUACCAAACCCCUUCACAGGGUUGGUUGACUCUUGAGAUUCCUCGGGUCUCCACCGAACUAGGUAAAUCCGCUUUUAGUUUUAAUCCUCCAGAUUUUUGGAAUCACUUUCAAAAUUCAUUACAUUUGGAUUCCCUGGUGCCACUAAGGCAGUUUAAAACCCUGAUGAUAAAUGAGUUCACCGAGGUGUGCAAUUGUUUUGAUUGACUUUAAUAAUUUGUUUAUGAUGCCUGUGAUGUUUGUGAUGUUCUAAUGUAAUGUACUUGUUAUUCUAUCUUGUAGUUUUUAUAUUUUAUUUUAUGUCCUCAGGACACCAUUGAAAAAACAGAGAUCACCCAAGAAGAAAUAUUAGAUACUGUUAAAAUAUUAGCAUGGAGAAAAGCACCAGGAAUGGAUGGCUUUCCCAUAGAAUUCUAUUCAACAUUUUGGGACAAGGUAGCCCCACUAUUUACACAAAUGACAAAGCACAUGUCACUCAAUUCAAUACUUCCUAGUUCCAUGUAUCAAACGGUUAUUACAGUUAUGUUAUGAGUCCCCUGCUGAUUAUAGACCCAUACGUUUAAUAAAUUGUGACAAUAAAAUAAUAACAAAGCUUAUAAGCAAUAAAAUGGCAAAAGUCUUACCAGACUUGAAACAGUAUAUAUUAAUCAAACAAGGUUUAUUAAAAAUAGACACAAACAAAUACAAGAACAUGUUCCAGUUUAAUACAAUAACCCCAAAAACAAGAUAUACAUUUAUCAAAAAUGGCUGUUGAUGCUGAAAAAGGCUUUUGACUGUCUAGAAUGGCUUUUUCUAUUCAAAACUUUGGAAGCUUUCAACUUUCCAGCUGAAAUAAUAAAUGUAAUAAAGCCAAAAUAUACACAAAUAAUAUAUUAUCUGUUGAAAUUGCUUUAGAAAGGGGCACAAGACAGGGAUGCCACUUCAUAUUUAAGAACACUAUAACAAUAUCAAAGAAAAUGAAACAUAUUCUACAAGAACCAAUAUCACUCCCUAAAAACACAACCUUAUGGAACGAUCCUUGGACAGCUUUUCAGAAUUCAUAAAUUGGUCCACAUGGAAAACUAAAGGCAUAAAAAACGUAAAUUACUUGGUAACAGGAAAUACAUGUAUUUCCAUUACAGAAUUAAAAAGUAAUUUUGGACUGACCAAUGAAGAUACAGUCAUUUUAAAUACAUGCAACUUAAAAGUUACAUAUCACAAAAUUUCAGAGCGACCUUGAGGGUAUCUUAUUUGAGUCGGAAACGGAUGCUCAUAUGAUAGGUGUGACGAGUACUGAGGAUACGAAGAGGCAGGACGCAGAUGCAGGAAUCAACAAUGUAAAGGUUUACUUAACACUGAGCAAGAGAACAACAAAGAGCGAGUACACGACAAGACACUGCCGGUCCUGACAGUGGCAACGAAGAAACCACCCCGGCUCCUGGUUCAUGUGCUCCACCUGCCCAUUCGACUGAGGCCUAUACCCGGAAGUGAGGCUGGCUGUGGCCCCGAUCUUCUCCAGGAAAGCCUUCCACACUCGGGAGGUGAAUUGGGGGUCACGGUCCGAGACUAUGUCCUCCUGAAGUCCAUAAUGCCAGAAGACCUGUUGAAACAGGACCUCAGCGAUCUGGAGAGCAGAAGGAAGACCAGUUAGUGGCAAAAAACGGCAUGAUUUGGAGAACCGAUCUACGACCACCAGGACUGUUGUGGAGCCGUCCGACCGUGGGAGGUCAGUGACAAAGUCUCUGGACAGGUGUGACCAAGGUCACUCAGGCACUGGGAGAGGAACUAGUUUGCCUGCCGGGGCGUUCCGAGGUAUCUUUGUUUGGGCACAUAUGGAACAGGAGUUGAUACAGCGGGAGACAUCAGUAGCCAAGGUGGGCCACCAGUACUUUUGUGAGAGAGAAUGCGCGUAAUACUGCCGUAAGGGUGGUGUGCGCCUAGAUCAGCAGGCGGUCACGGACCCUGGUGGGUACAUACACGCACCCCGGAGGGGCGUUGGCAGGCGCUGGGUCCUCCUGAGCCACCAGGUGGAUGUCUUCGUCCACAUCCCAAACGACAGGUGCCACGAUGAGAGACGGAGGCAAGAUAGGACCCCCCAGAUCCUUCCUUUCUCCGGUAUGGUGCAUCCUGGAGAGUGCGUCGGCUUUCACAUUCUGGGAUCCUGGGCGGUAGGACAGAAUAAACUGAAAGCAAGUAAGAAAUUGGGCCCACCUGGCUUGACGAGAGUUCAUCCAUUUUGCUGCCCGUAUGUGCUCCAAAUUCCGGUGGUCAGUGAGAAUCCGGAAUGGAUGGACUGCGCACUCCAGCCAGUGUCUCCAUUCCUCCAGAGCGAGGACCACCGCCAACAGCUUCCUGUCUACUCAGCAUGUCUCAGAACACGUCAUUGACGAAGGACUGGAACAUGGAAGGUGCGUUGGCGAGGCCGUAGGGCAUGACGCAGUAUUCAUCGUGGCCUGAGGUAGUGCUGAAUGCAGUCUUCCACUCAUCUCCUUCCCGGAUUCGGAUCAGGUUGUAGGCACUCCUUGGGUCCAACUUGGUAAAGUACCGGGCCCCUCGCCGCUGCUCGAUGGCCGACGGAACCAGAGGGAGGGGGUACCGGUACUUGGUGGUGACUGCGUUCAGCCCCCGGUAGUCAAUGCACGGCCUCAGUCCUCCGUCUUUUUUGGCGUCGAAGAAGAAGCUGGCGGAGGCAGGAGAGGUAGAGCGUCUGAUGAACCCCUGUUUCAGGGUCUCCGCCACAUACUUCUCCAUGGCCUCAGUCUCCACUAUGGAGAGGGAGUAAAUGCGACUCUUUGGGGGGUGUUGUCCCUCCAGCAGGUCAAUGGCGCAGUCCCAGGGCCAGUGAGGAGGGAGACACUUGGAGGCAGAGAAGACAUCGGAGAGAUUUGCGUACUCACGUGAAAUGUUGGGCUGGAGGGCGGACUCCGGACUCUCCACUGACGUGGAACAACAAACCACCGGCAGGCAGGUCCUCCGGAAUGAGGAGAACCAGGUUGUGAUCCUCUUAGUGAUCCAAUUGAUGGUGGGGUUGUGUAGUCUGAGCCAGGGCAAUCCCAAGACGAUCCGGUGAAGGGGUGAUGUGACAAUGUGGAAGGACAGCUCCUCGUGGUGCUCCAGUAGUGUGGGAAUGGUGAUGGUAAUGGAGAGAGUGACGUGCGUAAUGGUGCCUGAUCCAAGUGGUUUAUUGUCCAGCGAGGUGAGGUGUAGCGGAGAAGGCAGUGGCACGGUGGACAACCCCCAUUCAGAGACCAGCUCCCUAUCUAUAAGGUUCCCCGCUGAUCCGGAAUCUAUCAUUGCCGUUGAAAGCGAAGAGAAGGAAGAACCAUUCACCAUUAGGGGAACUAAAAACAGUGGUUUGGUGACAGGUGAUGAAGGAACACUUACGGAGCGGCGACGGGAGUCAUACCGCCUAGAUAGGGAGCCGCCAGGAGAUAUGUGGUCCGUGGUGGUGUAGGGGGUGUUUCCCACCUCCAUGGGUGAGGACCCGGAGGCAGGGCGGCUUCCAUAGCUCCGAUGGGGUGAGCGUCGAGGCUCCGGGAGGUGUUGGGAACGCUGUUGGUCUCCCAACAUGUCGUCAAGACAAAUGGACGUGGCAAUGAGGGUAUCAAGGUCCAUCUCGUCGUCCCGACAUGCGAGUUCUGUCGUGAUGUCCUUCCGUAAGCCUCUACUGAAGGCCUUGCGCAGAGCACGCUCAUUCCAGCCGGAAGAUGCCGCCACUGUGCGAAAGAUCAGGGCGUACUCGAACGCGGCCCCCUCUCCCUGUUGUAGCCGGAGGAGACGCUCACCCCCGUCCUUUCCCUCCGUGGGAAGAUCGAACACCGCCCUGAACCGAGCGAGAAAUGUGGAGUAGGGAAGCGCUGCGGCCUCACCUCCUUCCUAGACGGCCGUGGCCCAAUCCAGCACCUUUCCCUUCAGUAGCGAAAUCACCAGCACUAUCCUGGCUUGGUCCGAUGGAGAUGCCCCACGCUGACGCGCCAGAUACAGUGAAACCUGUAGCAGGAAGCCUCUACAUUUUGUCGUUUUCCCGUCAUAGCACUCCGGCAGGGCGAGGGGUCCCUCAGACAUUGGUGAUAGCAUGGGAGUAGGUGGACUGGGUGCACUCGCCGCUCCCUGAGGUGGAAUCGGAGCGAUGGUCAGUUUAUGCAGCGUUUGGAGCACUUCCUAUAUGGCAGCGUUCAGCUGGGCAAUCUGCUGCUGGUGCUGGUCGAGGCGCUGGGAAACACCAGGAGGAUUACCUGCUGCAUCCAUCUUCGUGAUUGGUGUGUGAUUCUGUGACGAGUACUGAGGAUACGAAGAGGCAGGACACAGACGCAGGAAUCAACAAUGUAAAGGUUAUUUAACACUGAGCAAGACAACAACAAAGAGCAAGUAGGGAAUAUACAAAACCUUGCAGAGGACACAUCCAACUGACAAUCGCUUAUAAAAAAAUAUUAAUAUAAACAAAAAAUAACUGAUGUUGGCACAAGAUGGAGGGAAAGUUGGAGCAUAACUAACGAAAUUACAGUUAACGAAAAUGUACACUUAAUCCAGUAGAAGCUAAUGUAUAGAAUGUAUUAUACAACAGACAAAAUUCAUGUCUUACGUGUAAAACUAAUAAUGACUCAAUAAUCCAUGCUUUCUGGGAAUGCUAUAAAGUCCGGAAGUUGUGGGCGGAGCUAUAAAGUUGGCUGUCAGAAGUAUUACAAUGUAAAUGUACUUUUAAUCCGUCUGUCUGCAUAUUUCAAGACAUGGCAUAUGGGGGUGUGGUGAGAUACCCUAUGGGCUGGACGAUUCUCUUCUCAUCACUCAUCUUGAAAAUACGUAUUGUAAAAACGUGGAAAUCAAUCAAUCCACCAUCAUUAACACAAUGGAAAAAUCAAAUGAUUUAUUAUUUAAAUAUUUAAAUAGCAUGGGUGACUGAGAAAAACAAAUUGAUACAAUUGCAGGCCAUGUGGCAAACAAUAAUGCAUGCACUAGGGAUGGGUGUGCACUAGGGAUGGGGGUGUGAGCAUGCGGGUCCGGGCAGAUGAGAUGUACUCAUUGUUUGUGUGCGUCUAUAAGUUGUUGUUCGUAAUGUUUGUAUAUGGAGUAAAAAAUUAAUACAAUUGGGCUCCCCUGAGUAAAUAAAAGUUAAUAAUAAAAUAUGGUUUAUUAGAUUUAGCAAGAUUUGGUUCUGGGUUCUGAGUCAGGGUUAAGGAUGCACAAUAUUGUUAUUGUCAACCCUGUUCUUCACACACAGGGGGAGUUCCUCAACUAUGACAUCAUGCUGGGUGUGAACCAGGGGGAGGGGCUUCAGUUCGUUGACGGGAUUGUUGACAGUGAGGACGGUGUCUCCGGCGACGAUUUUGACUUUGCCGUGUCGGACUUCGUGGACAGUCUCUACGGCUACCCGGAGGGGAAGGUAGGCUGUAGGAAAAUGUAUAUGCCCACCCAGUGUUUCUACGCAAGGUGUUGGAGGGCAAAGAAUAUGUUCAGCAAAAAGUCAAACUGCACUCUGCAUACUGCAAUCUAUCUAUGCUCCCAUGUGCUUUAUUGACAAGGUAUUUUUGUACCUUGUUUUUAUCCUUGCGGCAAGGACACGCUGAGAGAGAGCAUCAAGUUCAUGUACACAGACUGGGCCGACCGGGAGAACCCUGAAACCCGGCGGAAGACGCUAGUCGCGCUGUUCACUGAUCACCAGUGGGUGGCGCCGGCGGUGGCCACAGCAGACCUCCACGCCCAGUACGGAUCGCCAACAUAUUUCUACUCCUUCUACCACCACUGUCAGAGUGACACAUCGCCCGCCUGGGCUGACUCCUCCCACGGAGAUGAGGUGCCGUAUGUGUUCGGUCUACCGCUGAUCGGACCCACGGACCUCUUCAACUGUAACUUCUCUAAGAACGAUGUGAUGCUCAGCGCCGUGGUCAUGACAUACUGGACGAACUUCGCCAAGACAGGGUGAGAAAAAUCUCUUGUCUAACUCCUUCGCUAACAAAUAUCUCUUACUUUCCUCUAUUGAAUGGUAAAGUAACCACGGUUCACUUUUAAGAUCUAUUUCUGAUUGUGUUUGUGCUUCGUCUCAGAGAUCCUAACCAGCCGGUGCCCCAGGACACCAAGUUCAUCCACACCAAACCCAACCGCUUUGAGGAGGUGGCCUGGGCCAAGUACACCCCCAAGGAACAGCUGUACCUGCACAUCGGCUUGAAGCCACGCGUCAGAGACCACUACAGGUAGAUCAGAUAAUCACAGACCACUACAGAACACUACAGGUAGAUCAGAUAAUCACAGACCACUACAGAACACUUCAGACAGAUCACAUAGUCACAGGCCACUACAGGUAGAUCAGAUAAUCACAAACCACUACAGACCACUACAGAUAGAUCAGAUAAUCACAGACCACUACAGGUAGACAUUUCUUUGCCAACCUUUCCAAGAGCAACAGAUAUCUUGCUGCUGCCAUAUCUUGUUCAAGAAUGUAUAAUGAACCACUUUGUACUGUUAUUGUGUAUAUUUUAUCAGAUUCCUUGUGAAAUGUAUUUUUUCUUUGUAUGGAUGAUGAUUCUACUGCAAAACCCCCCAAAAACAUUUUUCUUAUCCAACUCCAGAGCUGCCAAGACAGCGUUCUGGCUACAGCUGGUGCCCCACCUCCACAACAUCAACGAGUUGCUGCAGUACGUGUCCUCUGCAACCCACAGCCCUCCCCAGGACACCACCCCCCACUCCUACACCAAGCGGCUGUCUAAAGGCCUGGGCCUGGGUAGCACGCGCCACCCCAACCCCAACCCCCCGGCCACGCCCCAGGCUCCAGCACUGCAGGGGGAGGAGCUGCAGGUCCCACACCCCGUUAUGGAGGACUACUCCACUGAGCUGAGUGUUACCAUUGCAGUGGGAGCCUCACUCCUCUUCCUCAACAUCCUGGCCUUUGCAGCUCUGCUCUACAAGAAGGACAAACGCAAGAUGGAACAUCGCAGGCUGCCACGCCCACCUCCACGCCGUGACAUCAUGAACGCUGACAUCACACACCAGCUGCAGGGGGAGGGGCUUCUGAAGCAGCUGGAGGCUGAGGCUCUGCACCAACACAACACGCUGGAGAUACACGACACACACAACAUACACCACACGCUGGAGGCUCUGGACACACUGGACACACAGGACAUCUACAACACUCUGGACACCCUGCGACUGACCUGUCCACCUGACUACACCCUGACCCUGAGACGCUCCCCUGACGACGUGCCCCUGAUGACCCCCAGGUCCCUGCCCAUGACCCCUGGCUCUCACCCCACCACCCCCAUGACCCCCAUGACCCCCAUGACACCUGGCUCUGUUGUGGGGGUGCAGCCCAUGCAGGGCUAUAGUCCUUACAGUAACACUCACCUGCCCAAUACACACAUGCACACACACCCCAACACACACACACAUUCUACCACACGCGUA